AUGUUUCGAUCAAUAAUCAUUUGCGCGUUAUGUUAUCAAGCGGUAGCAAGCGUACCCCUCCCUGUGGCCACAACUUCAGCUGCGCCAAUUACAACUAUUGGAAAAAUAUCUCCAGAGAUCAAUCCUUAUGUCGCUGGGCUAAAUAACGCAUAUCCAGGAUACAAUGGGUAUAGGAGCCCUUAUUACAACCCAGCUAGCGCAACUGCUCCCAUUUUGAGCUAUACUAAUAAUCGUGCUAUUGAUGGAAGUUAUUCAUACAGUUUUGCUACUGGUGAUGGAAAACAAGCACAAGAAAGUGGAUUCUUAAAAGAUGCAUAUAUUGACAAUACUGGAUCCCCUCAAGGAACACAGGUCGUUGAAGGUAGCUAUGCGUACACCUCACCAGAAGGUAUUCCAAUUCAAUUGAGCUACGUUGCUGAUGAAAAUGGAUUCAGAACGGCCGGAGUGCAUAUACCCGCGGACGGAAGAGUGUCAUCCGCCUUUUCACCAGCAGCCUACAAUAAUGGAGACAUUUACGAUCCCCGCUACAAUGGCUAUAAUCCAAUCAACUAUCGUAAUCCUUACAAUAAUCAAUAUAAUCCCCUCAGGGCCUAUGAUCCUAGAUAUAAUCAAUACAAUCCAUUUGCAGGAAACCUCGCUAACGGAUAUAAAAAAUCUUUUCAUAUAAAUACGAGGGUUAAUCUCAUGUGCAUCAUUCUCCUUCCUGCAUUUUGUGUGCAUUCAAGUAUAGCAAUCGGAUAUUCUAAAAUCGCCAUGAAAUCUUUUUUCAUUUUAACGUUGGGGAUUUGCCUGGUAGCUGCUGACGUCAACAACUUUCAACCCUACUACAUACAACAACAACAAGCCUAUACAACAGAAACAAUACCGAUUGUACGACAGGAACAAGUUAUUAAUCCCGAUGGAUCUUAUAGAUGGAAUUACGAAACGGGCAAUGGAAUUGCAGCUGAGGAAGCGGGUUCUAUAAAGAACCAGGGCAUUCCCGAACAAGAGUCCCUGUCAGCACAAGGACAAUAUCAAUAUACUGCACCUGAUGGACAAAUAAUAAAAUUGCAAUACGUUGCUGAUGAAAAUGGGUUCCAACCGCGUGGUGCUCAUUUACCUACAUCGCCUCCUAUCCCUGAAGAUAUACAAAAGGCUUUGGAUUACCUCGCCACUGCACCUACUCCGGCGGCAGAACUCAACCGAAUAAAAGUUUAAGAGUUUAUCUUUGCUAUUUUGGUCAUUAUAAUAAUGCACCAGAAAAUGAGGCUCAUUCUCUAUGAUACAAUAUUAUAUAUGUAUAUUUAUAUGUGAUGAACUGUAGUUCUGUAGAUGUUAAAUUAUUAAUUAUACAAUAUAAUUAAUAUUAAUUUCCAUAUUUAUUGAUUUUAAAUGUAUUUUCUAUGUAAAAUAGUAAUUAAAUAUGACUAGAAUGAAAUGUACAACAU
This is a messenger RNA of Zerene cesonia (dogface butterfly), 1427 nucleotides long. RefSeq lists its product as uncharacterized. Gene Ontology annotation, cellular component: chitin-based extracellular matrix. NCBI's taxonomy places the organism in Eukaryota, Metazoa, Arthropoda, Insecta, Lepidoptera, Pieridae. The coding region runs from base 1 to 1197 and encodes 398 amino acids. The transcript has 8 exons. The record is from RefSeq and is a predicted model, not a curated record. Gene Ontology annotation, molecular function: structural constituent of chitin-based larval cuticle.